Molecule: messenger RNA, 1691 nt
Organism: Fomitopsis serialis
Lineage: Eukaryota; Fungi; Basidiomycota; Agaricomycetes; Polyporales; Fomitopsidaceae
Exons: 4
Coding region: 77-1459 (460 amino acids)
Source: RefSeq, a predicted model, not a curated record
UGUGAUCUACAGCAUUCAGGUCAAGCCUGCCUCUACCGUCUACGCAUCCUACCUCAGACCUGAAACUCUCGGGAGGAUGGCGACAGCUGUGUCCAACGUCCCUUCUCUCGAGCUCGAGAAAGUGGCAUACACACAGGAUCAGGAUCAGGAGCCGGUACCGGGCGAUGCCCCACCGCAAACUUCCCUGCAGCCAACUGUCUUUGCUCGCAUUCCCCAGGAAAUCUUCGAUGAGACCAUCGACUGGAUGGCCCGACCCACGUUCCUCGGCGCGGCACUGGUGUGUACGGCAUGGUACCCGCGCGCCAUGCACAACCUCUAUUUCACAGUCCGGAUAUCCACUCACGCGCGGUUCGUGCUACUUGCGAAGCUAGCGCACGCGUAUCCACGCGUCAGGAGCUGGCUCGCGACCACCCGCACGCUGUUCAUGGCAGAUAUGAAGUUUCCCGACUACAAAAUGGGAUGGAGGCCGAACACUGGCCCCAUCCUCCACGCAGUGCCGCUUGUCUUCGGCCGCAUGAUGUCGGGCUUGCAAUCCCUAGAUAUUGAGGGGGCUGUACAUCCUCACAUGCUCCCCAAGUUCGCCCUCGCCCUGUCCCAGUUCAAGACCGUCAAGUCGCUGCGCCUGCGCGUCACGACGCCGAAUACCGUCUCGCAAAUCCUGUGGAUCAUCUCUUCGUUCCCGCAGCUCACAGACCUCGACUUGCACAGCGAUACCUUCGUCGCCAUACCGGAGUCUUCGGGAAAUACGAGACUUAGUCACUUCGAGCCUCGUUGCGAUAUCCGGCUUCGUCGCCUCCGGAUUCAGACGGACGGGUUCGAGGUUCAGCCAAGUUUGACUGGCGCAUUUGUCGGUUGGCUCGUGAGGUCGGAUAUUUGCACCUCGCUGGAUGACCUGACAGUCUGCUGGGAGAAUAGCACCUCGCUGCCGAUGAUGGUCGGAUGCACCAACAGGAUCCUCCGAGCAGCCGGACCAUCUCUAACUCGAUAUCUCGAAGAGGCCGUAGAUACGGAUAGCGAGCAGCAUGCAAAUCUCGUUCAUAACACCAGUUUGAGGAGCAUAGGAUUCGGGCUGGGCCUCAUCGAGGAUGCCAAACCUACUCACCGCUGGUCUAGGCUGGUAGAUAACUUGACUAGCAUCCUUUCCACAGUUCGAAGCUGUCAGCUCGAGCACAUAUCCAUGGCGUUUCUGUUCAAGAUUACCGACGACGGGCUCCGAGUCGACGGUUUCCGAAAGGUCCUUGAGAACCUUAACCUGAUGGGCGUCCACGACAUCAUGCGCCGAUCUUACUUCGAACGACUGAAAGACGUCGAGAUGACGAUAAUGACCGGACACAGAUCGAGAUUGCAUUAUGUGAGCGAGGCCGACGUCCGUCAAGAGCUCCUCGCCACGUUCCGGGCUUUACUCAAGCCGUGGUGUGAUCGCAAUAUAGUCCGGAUCGACCUCUCCCGCAGGUGGUAACUGAGACAUUCCUCGGGCAAUGUGACUGAUUCUUGAUGGAUUCUGCACGGGUACCUGUGGAAAUGAUGGAGAGAAGUAUGAAGUGCUAGCCUCAGUAGGGUAAGUGUCGAGGGCAUAAGACCUGCUGAGGCCGUACGAUAUUGGCGGAAUCGUUCCGCGCGAUGCCUCCGAUAUCACACAUGUGCUAGCAGCGGGUGAGCUGACCAUCCCCAAUACACCGUAUGCUAUCAUC